UCCUCCACACAUAUAAAGGAUUCCCAGAGCGGGCAGGGUCAUUAUCUGCAGCAAUAUGCAGAUUAAAUGGAACAAAGGGCAUUGGGACACGAGGUCAUUUCAGGGUUAGCUGAACUGGGAGCUCAGACAGCCAAAGAAGGUGAAAGAAGGGAAACACUAGUCUUAAAACGCAUUCAGGAGGCGCUUCAAGGUCUUACAGAUGUGUCAACUCAGUUGAAGUUACUCUAUCAAGAUAAUACAGCAACUUUGUGUCAAUGAUUCCCAGGGCACUGAGAGACAGGGCUGCACGAAAGUUAGUGGCCGUGUAGCCCCACAAGGAUGACACAGAACCAUUGAUUUUCAUUUUGAUCCGUUGCCCACACGCUGCACCAGAAUCCCCCCCCAAAAAAUCCCCGUAACUCAAGGUAGGAAAACAUGGAGGAAAACUCAUCCUGGAAGGACUUUAUAGAGGUCAUCAGUGUCCUCCAGUCCAUGUCUACAUUCCUCUUGAUGGCACCGGCAGGUAUUCUCGUGAUGACCUACCUCAUGUUUACAUCGCUCUGGAUUAUCCCAGUACUGUACUUUUCCUGGUUAGUCUUGGACUGGCACACACCAGAACGAGGGGGAAGAAGAACUGCAAUUGUGCGAACCUUUCGAGCAUGGAAACACACAAGCAAUUAUUUCCCUGUGAAGUUGGUGAAGACAGCAGAGCUGAGCCCAAAUAAGAACUACAUUCUGGGGUGCCACCCCCAUGGGAUCAUGUCUUGCGGAGCUUUCACCUGUUUUGGUACGGAGGCCUGUGGCUUCAAGGAGAUUUUCCCAGGAAUGACCGCCUGUCUGUUGACCCUGGGGGGACUCUUCCGGGUACCGCUGUACAGGGACUAUCUCAUGGCCUUAGGCCUUUAUCCUGUAAGUAAGCCAAGUAUUGAGCACCUACUGACAAAGAGGGGAACUGGGAAUGCAGUGGUCAUCAUCAUUGGUGGUGCAGAGGAGUCUCUCACCUCUUCCCCAGGGGUCAACACUGUAAUCAUGAAGAACAGGAAGGGCUUUGUCAAGCUGGCGCUUGAGUAUGGAGCUGACCUGGUGCCAGUGUACUCGUUCGGGGAGAAUGAAAUCUUCAGGCAAGUGAAGUUUUCUGAGGGCAGCAUGGGCCGCCGGUUCCAGGCCAUCUUUAAGAAGGUCAUGACCUUCGCCCCGUGCGUCUUCAUGGGGGAGCGCUGGCUAAUGGUUCCCUACAAGAAUCCCAUCUUCACCGUAGUGGGCAGUCCCAUCUCGGUGCCCAAGGUACCGUCUGCCUCUCAGGAACAGGUUGAUCACUAUCACCAGCUUUAUAUGGAAAGCUUAACCAAACUCUUCCACAAGCACAAGACUAGCUGUGGCCUGGAGGACACCCACCAGAUCUGCAUCAAUUAAAUGCUGCUGCAUUCCGGAAUGAGACCAAGACCAAGCCAAAGACAUUCCCAAAAGAGAAGUGCCUGUUUAAGCAUCCACACAGGAUGGUUAAUUAUUUAUGUCAUUUUGAUGAUAUGGUGCAUAGUAAUGUUGUUUCUGUUUACCAAUUGUACAAAAUGUUUAAAGAUGAUUAAUAUAUGAUAUUCAAUUAGUCUUGUAAGAUUCGGAUGAAUGUAAAGAUGGUGUCUAUAUGUAUUGCUAUGUUAUGGCUCUAUAUUGCUCUUUCUUUCAUGGGAUGUAUGGUUGAUUUUCAUAUAGAUGCCAAAGAAAUCUGUGAAUACCUCUAAGUAAUAUUUAUGCAAUUUGUUUGGAUGAUGUUUUAGAUGUGAAAAGAUUCAAUGAGUGAUGUUCUACUUAAAGGGGAAUUACAACAGUCUGAUCGCUAUACAGUCUUGGGGCAAAAACGUGGGGGCUUACAAAACAUGCCCCCAGAGUGAAGCGCUGUAGCUGCUGGUAUAGUUUGUAUGUGAACAAUCGCCGGAAUUCUCCUUUAAAUACACAUCUUGCCAUCUUGAAAAUGUGUUCUGCAUAACAUUUUAUUUGUACUGGGUUUCAGUCAUUGUACCUUAACUGUCACGAUUUCAUUGACCGUUUCGAUCAUCCCCUUGCUGCUUUUGCCAUGGUCAUUCUGAUCUACAGACAACACUACACUUACGUGGUAGUGAGUAGAGGGUCCCUAAAGCCAAACCGAAGUAUCAUUUGAUAGACAUCCAUGACGCCCAAUAAAUGGAUCUGGGCAUUUUUUAAAAUACGAGAAGAUGCACAUUUGGUUCCCAGACCACGUCUCAAGUGGUGACACUAGCCAGGCUAGUGCUGGCAGGUAAAUUUGAUCAACUUACCAGCAGUCAGUGUGGCGGGUAAAUAAAUAGAGCUACAGUAGCAUACCACAAAAAUACAAUCAGAUCUGGUCGACAAACAGUCUGAGGUCGCGGAACCGUGCAUGAGAGCUCGUGCCCAACACGGAUC
Sardina pilchardus (European sardine) is the source of this 2397-nucleotide messenger RNA. Its product is annotated as diacylglycerol O-acyltransferase 2-like. Bases 415 to 1392 code for a protein of 325 amino acids. The transcript has 9 exons. Lineage: Eukaryota; Metazoa; Chordata; Actinopteri; Clupeiformes; Clupeidae. Gene Ontology annotation, molecular function: diacylglycerol O-acyltransferase activity. Gene Ontology annotation, cellular component: endoplasmic reticulum membrane. The record is from RefSeq and is a predicted model, not a curated record. Gene Ontology annotation, biological process: triglyceride biosynthetic process.